AUGCCUACUCCUCCUAGAGUCUUGAUGCCUACUCCUCCUAGAGUCUCUAUGCCUACUCCCUAUAGAGUCUUGAUGCCUACUCCUCCUAGAGUCUCUAUGCCUACUCCUCCUAGAGUCUUGAUGCCUACUCCUUCUGGAGUCUUGAUGCUUACUCCUCCUAGAGUCUUCAUGCCUACUCCUAGAGUCUUGAUACCUACUCCUCCUAUAGUCUUGAUGCCUACUCCUCCUAGAGUAUUGAUGCCUACUCCUAGAGUCUUGAUGCCUACUCCUCCCAGAGUCUUCAUGCCUACUCCUAGAGUCUUGAUGCCUACUCCUCCUAGAGUAUUGAUGCCUACUCCUAGAGUCUUGAUGCCUACUCCUCCCAGAGAAGCUUUACUCUGA
Molecule: messenger RNA, 381 nt
Organism: Hyalella azteca
Lineage: Eukaryota; Metazoa; Arthropoda; Malacostraca; Amphipoda; Hyalellidae
Product: 36.4 kDa proline-rich protein-like
Exons: 2
Coding region: 1-381 (126 amino acids)
Source: RefSeq, a predicted model, not a curated record